This is a messenger RNA of Sclerotinia sclerotiorum 1980 UF-70, 1818 nucleotides long. RefSeq lists its product with no specific name. The record is from RefSeq and is a predicted model, not a curated record. Bases 1 to 1818 code for a protein of 605 amino acids. The transcript has 12 exons. NCBI's taxonomy places the organism in Eukaryota, Fungi, Ascomycota, Leotiomycetes, Helotiales, Sclerotiniaceae.
AUGAAGGCAGCCUUCGCUUUACUGGCUUUGGCCACUUCGACUUUCGCUCAAGGCAUUCAGGAAAGAUGGUACUCGAGUCCUCCUGAAUAUUCAAGCCCUCCUGGGUAUCCUGUGGAGACUGAUACUACUACUUGGACUACCUAUACUUCAACUACAAUCUGUCCGGUCACCUCCACAACAACCGAGAAAGGAACAACAAAAUGGGUCACCAGUAUCGCAACAUCAACUGUAGUCGUUACUAGCUGUGUUGGAGGCUGCGGAGGAGUUUUUACUGUCCCAGGUCCUACUGUUGUCCCCACAACUAUCGUCAAUACGGUUACUGCACCACCUCAAACCACUGCUGUUGAAACUGCUGUUGUCGAGACAAUUACUAGCUUAUGUCCUAUCACCGAAACCACAACUAUUUCUGGAAAAGAAGUGACAGUCACUUAUACGACGACAUCCUUUUAUACAACCCACGUUCCAACAUAUGUUGAAGCUACAGCAACUGCCCCUGGCAAAACCGAGACUGCUGUAACUGAAGUUGUCUCCACAGUCACAAGUCUCUGUCCAUGCCGUCACUCAUUGCUGGGUCUACAAUCACAAGGGGGUUGCCCAGUAACAGAAACAAAGACUAUCUCAGGAAAUGUGGUAACUGUCACUUACACAACUACUUCAUUCAUUGUUACAAAUGUUGGAACUACUGUGGAAGUACAAACUACCCUUCCGGAGAAGACCAAGACUAUUGAAACUGGAGUCCUUCAAACUAUCACAAGCCUUUGCCCAGUCACAGAAACAAAGACUAUUUCAGGAAAUCUGGUAACUGUCACUUAUACAACUACUUCAUUCAUCGUCACAAAUGUUGGAACUACUGUAGAGGUACAAACUACUCUCCCAGCAAAGACCAAAACUGUUGAAACUGGAGUUCUUCAAACUAUCACAAGCCUUUGUCCAGUCACUGAAAUCCAAACAAUCUCCGGAAUCGAAUAUACUGUUACAAAGACGACAACUAGCCUCAUUGUCACUAACGUAUAUCCUACUGAAUAUUCGAAAACCACUUUACCGGCGCAAACUAAAACUGUUGAAACCGGAGUCGCUCAAACCAUCACAAGUGUUUUCCCAGUUACUGAAGUUCAAACAAUCUCUGGUAUCCAAUAUACUACUACGAAAACAAAGACUAGUCUCAUCGUAACUAACGCAUAUGUUACUGAUUAUUCGAAAACUACUUUGCCAGGAGAAACCAAGACAAUCGAAACAUACGUCUACCAGACUUCUACUAGCUUGUGCCCAGUUACCGAAGUUCAAACAGUUUCUGGUGUUCCAAUCACAAAAGUAUAUACCAGUACAAUCGUCACCCAGAUCCAGGUUCCUACAACUAUUUUCCAAUACAUCAUCCUAACAGCCACAAAAACAAACAUUAUCAAAGUAACUGCCGUCCAAACUCUAACUUCUACUCUGCCCGCUGCAACCGGCGAAACUACCAUUUACAUCCCCACAACCGCAUCCAACAUCAUCGAAACAAUCGCCAUCGUCACCAUCCCCUCCAUCAUCAAAACCGUCACAAUCCCAACUACCUACUGGGCAAACACAACACACAUUCACACAUCCACCUAUAUCCAACCUAGUACUCUCACCGUCCCAGCUCAAAUUACUAGUUACUACGUACAACCUACCACACGUGUAGAGACUGAAACUGCAGCGAGUAGUGUACAAGCGACGAGUGUGGCGCCUAGUGCGCCUGUUGAGGCGAAUGUGGCGGGGAGGAAUUCGAAGAUGCAGGGUUGGUAUUUUUCGGUGGUGAUGGGGGUUUUGGUGGGGGUUUGGGUGGGGCUGUGGUAG